UCGCCCAACGUUAGCCAUGUCUGUGUUUUUCUGGUGGAGCUAAAUGGGGACGCUAUUGAUACUUUACCGGCAGUGAGUUAUUUUGUGGUCCAUUUGUGUCAAUUCGCGGAUCUGAAUUUUCAUUCUCGGAAGAAUACGUUUAUUCCUAAUUAACCAGUUGCUAUUCUAAAAUUGUACGUAAUGCAGAGAAAAUAAUGACAAUUGAUGUAUCACUGAAGAAAGAGCUAUCAAGUCAUCGCUCUAAGAAUAAAGACAGUAUCCCAGAUGGUCUUGAUCAGCGAAUAGUGUCAUCAUCAAAACAGGUUUUACUGUGUAAGAUAGAUUUCACUCCAGCAGAACAGUCAUUCUCCUAUAGUCUGUCUAAUCUGAGAACCAAGUAUGUAUCAUUGAACCCAAAGAAAAGUAAUUUAACUGAGGGUGAAACAGAUCAAAGAAGAAAGAAAGGAAAUAAAAUGGGAACUGGUAAUGAGAAAACUGCAGUAGAAGCAAGUGAUGGCAUUCCUAAACCCCGGCAAACUCUGUUUCAACCUGACAAAGUUAGGCUAAGCUGGCACAAAGUUUACAGAAUUGGAGCUGGGUUGAUGAACUUAGGAAAUACAUGUUUUUUGAACUCCAUCUUACAGUGUCUGACUUACACACCUCCUUUAACCAACUAUUUAUUGAGCCAGCAGCACUCACAGUCAUGUCGUGAAGCUGGUUUUUGCAUGAUGUGCGAGUUACAACGCCAUGCUGGCAGGGCAUUCCACCAAUGUGGUUCUGCUAUUAGACCAAUGGUGAUCAUUCAAAAAAUAAAGAACAUUGGUAAACAGUUCCGUUAUGGACACCAAGAAGAUGCACACGAGUUUCUACGGUGUGUUACUGAGGCCAUGCAGAAAUCCUGUCUCGUUGGAUAUGAGAAAUUAGAAAAACACAGCAAAGAAACUACUUUAGUUCAUCAAAUAUUUGGUGGUUACUAUAGAAGUCGAGUGCAAUGUAAUAAAUGUCAAGAGAUUUCAGAUACUCAUGAUCCUUUCUUAGAUAUCAGUUUAGACAUCAAGCAUGUGCCGUCUAUUAUUAAAGCCUUGGAGCGAAUGAUAAAGCCUGAGACACUGGACAAUGACAAUAUGUACAUGUGUAAGAGGUAUGAUGUUACU
This is a messenger RNA of Saccoglossus kowalevskii, 1133 nucleotides long. RefSeq lists its product as uncharacterized. The record is from RefSeq and is a predicted model, not a curated record. Gene Ontology annotation, cellular component: nucleus; cytosol. Gene Ontology annotation, biological process: protein deubiquitination; regulation of apoptotic process. NCBI's taxonomy places the organism in Eukaryota, Metazoa, Hemichordata, Enteropneusta, Harrimaniidae. Gene Ontology annotation, molecular function: cysteine-type deubiquitinase activity.